CUCCAAAUGAAUGCGUUUCCUAGUACGACACUCGCCUCCCGGCGUCGGAGGAUUACCAAGGCCUGCGACUUUUGCCGCGAGCACCGGGUGCGAUGCGAAGCUGCUACGCCGUGUCCCCCCUGUGUUGCCAACGAUAUAGUCUGUCGUCGAUCUCGCCCGGUGAAUACUCCCCAGAAAGCUCAACGGAGGAGCAAUCCUGUGCAGACUAGCCAAGACGUUCCUGAGCAACCAGUGGACAGUCACCCAGUAGAAAGAACUCCAGUCAGCGACCCUCAGCUCAGGGAGUCAGUCCCUCCGCUAUCGCCAUCGCCAUCGGCGAAUCUGGCAUGGACUUCCCACAAAACCGACUCAACUCUAGGGUUCAUUGCCCGCAUCAAUGCCUUCUGUGGCGGUGAAUCACAGUUGUCCCCCACCGCUACUGCACCGGGCAGCGAUCCAUCUCUGGACCAGAUAUCAUCUUUCCCAUCCACUGUUCUACAAGGACCGCCGAACGCAGAUUGCGACUUAUCUCCAUCUCAGAUUAACCAUCUGAUGCGAAUAUUCUGGUCGCGCCUUCGACCAUUAAUGCCCAUUGUGGAUUGGAAGGACUUGAUCCCUUCUUCCCGACAUACCCCUUUGCAAGAUGCCGUCACGGCAUUCGCUCUCCAUUAUGUCUACCACUCCAGACUGCACACCAGACUUGUCGGUCUGCACUGGCCACAGUUCCAGCGCCGGCAAUCAACAGUCGGAAUGUCUUACUUCCGACGCAGCCUGGCAGCUGUCACCCAGCUGACGACGUUCGCCGCACCCUCCUUAUCCGUCAUUCAAUGCUACUGCUACCUGACUUCAUACCUCCUCGAUGCGGGACAUCACCAGGCAGCAUACAAUAUGGUGGGACUGGCCCUGCGUAUCGCCCAGUCAAUGAACUACAUGGACGCCCGGCAUCGUGGACAACCAGUAUGCCAGCUCUUCCGGCGUCUGUGGUGGACAUUAGUUUGCCUCGACUUCCGCUGCUCGCGGCAUGUCGGGAAGCCGGUCACUGUUCAUAUCGAAGAUCUCAUGUGGCUGAUGCCCAACAGAGAGUCCAAAGACGUCCAUCUAUCCAAUGGUUUGCUCUAUCAUACCGAGUCCAUUCGCCUGACAGCUGCAGCCUUGGCCGUGAACGAGGCCAUGGGUCACCGCUCCGUGCUGGAUGGGGCGGUGGAACCCGCGCACCUCGAAAGACGAGCCAAGUGUCUGUGCGAUAGUCUAUACCAUCUCCAAGACUGGUGCGACGCGGUGUCUCAAACACAAGUAUUUCCCGGCUUAGUCUUCGAGGUACCCGAUGCACCACCCGAUACCCACGAUGCACACGAGUUCGAAGGUCGAUCCGAGGAGCACUCAUCGAUGGUCACUUUGCUGAGCACACUGCUACUACUUCAAUACCAUAAUGCCAUCAUCAGCCUUCACCGCGUCUUCAUCCAGUUUCCGACCUACCCAUUCGUUCCCAAGUCGCAGCCCAAAGCCGACGCCCACGCCGCAACAGCACUCAACCACGCUUUGACAAUGAUCCGAACCACCCAUCAUCGAAUGGGCCUACACGACGUUUUGCACGGCCUUUCGGAAAUAUACCAAUACCAGUGGAACGCAGUACUGACCAUCAUCGGCUUCAUGCUAGCGUAUCCCUACUGCCACCGGUGCGCCCGAGCCAGAGAGCACCUCGACUUGGCCCUCGAAAUCUUCGACUCCGCCGGCAGUGAGAAUAUUACCGCAGCACGAGCCGCCGCUCUCACGCGACAUCUCUGCACUAAGGCUGAUACCCUGACUCAGGUUCUCGGUCCCGGUCAACCUACACCUGCUCCGACCGCGGAGAGUGAAACGUUGCAUGACAUGUUGUCGGACCCUGCGUGGCCGGUUGUUCGGGCCGAGGGAACUCUGCUUCCGGAUGUUCAUGGGGAGGCACAUUGGGCUUGGGCGGAUCUGAUCAAUUGGGAUUCCUGGUCGACUUACUGUGAGGAAGUAAGCGAAGCGUUCAUGGAUGGGGCGGAAAUUACACUGCCAAAUUCUUGA
Molecule: messenger RNA, 2028 nt
Organism: Aspergillus japonicus CBS 114.51
Lineage: Eukaryota; Fungi; Ascomycota; Eurotiomycetes; Eurotiales; Aspergillaceae
Exons: 1
Coding region: 7-2028 (673 amino acids)
Biological process (GO): positive regulation of transcription from RNA polymerase II promoter by galactose; DNA-templated transcription
Cellular component (GO): nucleus
Molecular function (GO): DNA-binding transcription factor activity, RNA polymerase II-specific; RNA polymerase II cis-regulatory region sequence-specific DNA binding; zinc ion binding
Source: RefSeq, a predicted model, not a curated record